Molecule: messenger RNA, 1119 nt
Organism: Papilio xuthus (Asian swallowtail)
Lineage: Eukaryota; Metazoa; Arthropoda; Insecta; Lepidoptera; Papilionidae
Exons: 1
Coding region: 1-1119 (372 amino acids)
Source: RefSeq, a predicted model, not a curated record
AUGCAAUGCAAAGAAAUUUACGAAAAAACAACUGAGGAGAGAGACUUACGAGAUGCUUACGACAUUUAUCUGUCAUACCAAGGAGUGAUCAGAGAGGUAAAACAGACUACACGAGUAAGAGUGGAGUUUGACGCAUCGAGCAAAGGAGUGAACGACGUGUCUUUAAAUGACAAUAUUCUCGUCGGACCUACAUUACAGAGUGAUCUACGUAAUAUUCUAGUGAGAUGGAGAUAUCGUAGAGUUUGUACAGUUGCAGAGUUAUUUAAUAUGUAUCGUCAAGUUGUCAACGAGCAAGACACAGAUUUCCAAAGGAUACUGUGGAGAUCAAAUCUAGAACGACAUGUUCAACAUUACCAACUACUGAGACUUACCUUUGGAACAUCUUGUGCAACUUACGUAGCUGUGAAGUGUCUGCAACAACUAUCAAAAGAUGAGCAACCAGAUUAUCCCUUAGCAGCACAAAUUACACUACAAUAUUGCUAUAUGGACGAUUUACGUACCGGAUGUAAAACCACAGAGCAAACUAUCGACAACUAUCAUCAAAUGAAUACUUUAAUGAGAGCAGGUGGUUUUGAACUUCGAAAAUGGUGCAGUAACAGCGAAGUGGAACACAUCUGUAAAGAGAAUCAAAGAAAAAAUCAGUUAUUACAUUUCAAGUAUAAUGAGAACAUCAAGAUAUUAGAUAUUACCUGGAUCAAAACAAACUAUGAAUUUCCGCAUCACUUUCAAUUACCUAAAGUUAAAGAGAAUCGAGAGGAUGUAACUAAAAGAAAGCUGUCUGAAAUAGCGCGUCUUUACAACCCAAUGAGCUGCAUAACAUCAAUUGGCGUUAGAGCGAGGAUGUUUAAACAAAACCUGUGGAGAAUAAAAUUAUCGUGGGAUGAGAAGAUCACCCCGCAACUAUUACACGAGUGGCAACAAUUCAAAGAUGACUUAUUUAAACUAGAGGAGAUAAACAUACCGAGAUGGUUACGCAAUAAAAUAUCUGAGAUACUUACCAAGCUAGAACGAGAGCAGUGGAGAUACGUGGCUAUACAUCAGAACCCGGCUGUCAGCGCGUCUAGAGAACUAGGAGAAAUGUCUGAUCGAGCUAAAUCUAAAUUACCUGAGGAACUUUAG